UACAAACAAAUUGCCACGCACAAGGAGCGAGGGAGGGCUACUGAUCAACCUGUGUUUUGCUGAGAUUUCAAGUGUUUUUCCUGUACUUGUUCCCAUUUGAACAUCAGUUGGCUCUAAUGGAAUGACUCUAGCGAGGAGUGAGAGAGAGUGGACCAUUCUAGUAAACGAAGUAAGUGAUUUUCAGAGCAAAUCAGCUGAUCUAUGAAAAUAUCAGUUAGCAACGUAUCGUUCGGCAUAAUAACUUAGUUUUUAUUUUUUACUUCUUCUGUUGUAAGAAACAGAGAAACAUAACCUCUUUACCUGAGGUACCUAUUCAUACGUUUCAUUUGCUUAAAUUUUUAGUGUAGUAAGUCAAUUCCUCCGUAAAGAUCAUGAAUUUGCUGGAGGGGCCACAAGAAUUACCAUCUUCUCAAAUAAUUUAUGAAUGCUACAACAAUCGAUCGACUCCAUGUUGUUGAGCGAACACAUUUUUCUUUGUCACGUUUUAUAUUUGGAAAGCUCAUAGGUGUACAGAGUCUUAAAGGAACAAGCAUGUUUUUUUUAACUACUAUGCGCCUCGUUACUCGUUAUUUACAUUUGUUUUGAUUCAGGAUGUGAAAGACAAUGGAUUUAAUUGUUUAUAUCUACAGCUGUCUAUGGUUAAAAAAUUUUGUAGAAUACAAACUAUAGUUUGUGAAAUUUAUAAACUUACUUUUGCUGCAAGGGUGUUCCAGUUUUUAUCUACACCCUGUUGAAUACAAUACAUGUAGAAAUCCAAACCUCUAAUGUGAGGUCAAUUUUACCUUCAAAAACUAAAUCAGGAGUGUUACUGUUGUUGCUAUUACUUUUGGUGCCUAUGAAAAAACUGCUUAAAAGCUUCAAAUUUUAACUUUACAAAGAAACAAUCUAAACUCCCUAUAGAAAACCCAUCAUUCUGAUGAAAGAGGGUUGCAUGUAAAGUAGAAUCCACCCUGAUCCCUUCAUACAAUACUCUUCAAAAGAAAGUUGACAGUCUGUACUCAAAACUUGAUCCUCAAGUUUCGAGUUGAGUAUCGAGAAUCGAGGAUCAAGAAAUGAAAAUAUCUUGAUUAUAUCAUAGAAAAUAUCAUUGAGUAUUGAGAAUUGAGAAUCGAGGAGCAAGAUGUGCCAAGAACUUUUUGAGACUUAACUCAAUUGGCAGUUUUGAGGAAAUAAUUCAGUUCUCACACUCAGUUUAAUGUAAAACAGUAAACUGCUCUGUAGUUAUUGCUUUUAGAUUCGUUUGUUUUCAAAACAUCAUUUUGUCUAGCAAUAUACUGUCAGUCUAUUAAAAAAGAUGAUUGUUUUAAAUUCUUUAUGACAUGUUACACAUAAACAAAAGCCUUUGUCAUACCUGUGGCCAUUUCAAAGGGUGUCUACUUUAAGAGCUUUAUCUGUGCAUACUUCACAUGCAGGUGUAUAUCUCUUAUUAAUAAAGGGACAUUUAAACCUGUACAGUUGACUUCUUGUAACAAGAAUCCUCACUAACUUGACUGUGAGUUACAUGUAACUCAAACCAAAGUUGAUUUUCCUUAGUUUUCUGUUAUAAAUUGAUGUUGAUUAAAACCCUUGAUACAUGUAGUUCAGUCCUUUGAUAACUCAAACCUCCCACUAACUGACAGGAACUCUUAUUCCCCUUUAGAUUUUAUUCUUCACAAAUUUAUCCUCAUUUAAUAACUAGAACAUGUUUACAGUCAGUGAUAAGGCAAAAGACAGGUUAAAACAAAGUACAUCAUGGGCCAAAACUUUGGACCUAUUUUGAUCCAUUGCACUAAACAGCCUGACAGUCUAGUUAAGUUUUGUUAAUCUAACUCCAACUUGAUUUAACUUGUGUUUUUGUAAAACUGGUAAAAUGCUGAUACAGGUAUAUUGCAUCUCCACUAAUGGUUACUCCAUACUGUUGAGCACUGCCUGAGCAGAAAUAAAGUAACAUUUCCCCCUUUUUAGGAAAUUUUUUCCCUCAGCUCCCCAGUAUUGUUUCAAACUCCCAAAAAACUCAAACCUUGUUCAAUACCUCUGAGUUAUCAGUUGUUGAAUAUACUGAGAGGUGCAAAACAUUGUGUUUUAACAUGUAGUAUAACAUCUUUAUUAUACUAAUGGUACAGCUCAUUUUUGAUUGAUUUCUUCUUUUUUUAAUGUCAGUUUAACAUUUGUAAGAAGAAGUUGAAUAGUAAAAGGGAGGCUUUAAAGAUCCUAACAAGUGACUUAGAACUUUGUCAGAGGGAAAGGGACAUUUACAAAACAAAGAUCAAGCAACUGGUAAGAUGUAUGUGGGGUCAAAAGUCUUACAAAUUAUUCUGUACAUAGCAGUCCUAUGUGAUUGCUAACUUCUUCAAAAGUGUCUCAGGAAAUCUACCUUGUGAAAAUUGAAUGUAACAGAUAAGUUGUUUACAGAAUGUGCACAGAUCAUUAAAGUAACAAUAAAACUAAUAAUAACAAUUACUUUAUUUUUUGUUACAAAAAUGGAUUAGCUGGUACAACAAAGUAAAAGCUAAUAAUUACAAAGUUGUGUUGCAAUAAUUGAUUAAUAUCCAAAUGAUAUGAUAGAUUUGAAUAUGGAAAGCUAUUAUAAAGAAUUUUCUUAGAAAGUCUAGGUUACUGUCAAGUGUUUAGUUACAAGUACAAGAUGUGAUCCUAUUUUGUUUUGUUUUUGUUUUUGUAUUGGUAUUUGAUAUUCCUCUUCGUAAUUGCCUAGCUCAAAGAGGUUGAGGAUUACAAACGCAAGGAGAAAGAGGAACAAGCUCAGAAAUCGAAUCAGUCAACACCAGUUAAGAAAGUAAGGGAAUUAUCUCUACUGUGUUAUUGAUCUCAACACACCAUGGAUCAGAUCAAAAAUUAUAUCACAUCCUACAUUGUACCAUUAUCAUUCUGUGUGAGCUGAUCAUACUGUUUAAAUAAUUUUUUUCAAAAUAAUCACCACACUUUUUUUGAAAAUUUAUUUUAAAGUUUCCAAGCAAAAAUAAAAUAAAACAGAAUGUAGUUUCUCUGAUAAUCAACUAUCCUACUCUUACCAGGUUAAAUAUUUUCUAAUCACAGUACAGUCUAUAUGAAGGUCACAUGUAGAGUUAAAGUGGUUUAUACAUUGCACUAACUUGUUUGAAUUUUUUGUUUAAAAUUUUUAUAAAUCAGUGCUGUUUUAUAUGGUCCCUUUCUCUUGUUCACAUGUACAUCAUUACAAUCUGAAACAGAAGAAAAAAUAGUGAAAACUGUAUUGUACAUUUUAUGACACUUCUUUAACUAUAUCACCAGGUGGACUAUAACUACAGCUUUGGUAUCAUUGUUUGAAGUUAAAACCUCAACUCAUAGCAUACAGUAGCAACCUCUUCUCUAUACAAGUUAUAUGUACAUGUAUGUAUGAGAUCCUGACUCCUUUCAUUUCAAUUUUUUGUAGAGACUGUCUUUCUCUGGUCAAAGUGUUUGGGAGCAAGAACUUAGACAUGUGCGAGAGAGAAAACAGAAGGUUGGCUUGAUAUCUUUUUCUCAUCACUGUAAUAUGCAAAAGGAAAAACUCAUUUCCAUGGAAAUGUACAUUCAGGGCCUGAAAUUGUGCCUAAUAAAGGCACCAAUGUGACUAAAUUUUUCACUUUGGCAACCAAAUCCUGAAAAUUAGUUGCCAAAUUGGCAACUGGAAUGCUUCAUCAUAACCUUACAUGGAGAUAUAGUAAAUUAAAAAGAUUUUCAAAGAUAAAUCUGUGGCAAACUUCUUUGUUAAGUUUGUUUCCAAAACGCAGCACAUGCAUAUCGAUCAAUAACUAGAUGCCAUCUUGGAUUUAGGUGAGCUUCAACAUUGUAUUUCAUCACUUUGUAGCAUGUUAAAGAUCUUUUUCCUAACUUAAUUUUAGAAGGUCUAUCUAGAAAUGGUGACCAACUUUUUUAAAAUUGGCUAUUACUUUGAAAAAUGUAGGAGCCAAAUGGCUAUCAAAAAAGGUUAAUUUCAUGCCCUGACAUUGCACAUGUAAUUGCUUGGACUCAAAGUAUCUCCUUCAGAAUUACCCCCCCCCUCCCUUGUUUGUGUUACAUAUAUGGAAAGAAGAUGAAAUCUAAAUUUUAUGUAGGGGGUAUUAGUCAUUUCAUUUGAUAUCAGUCAAUAUACAAGACUGUGAGUUGCUUUGUGUAAGAUACUUACAUACAUGUUUUUAGCAUUGAGUUCAAUUUUCUUUGAUGUGACAGACACUAUCUCAGCUGUUGUGUGAAUCACGUGGAGAGAAUAAAGCUCUGAAGAAGGAUUUUGCAGAUUUGCGUCAACUUUACAAUGAUGCACAGGAAGACAUCCAGCUCCUGCGGGAAACUCUAGCCAACCAAAGAAAAUCCAAUAACAAUAUUAAGGAUUGCAAAGAUGGGAUGGAUCCACGCCAGGAUCUCAUUUGUCAACUGGAGAAGAGUCAAGAAAAGGUCAGAUGAGUAUAUUUGACUGUAAACUUAUUUUCACUAUUUAUGUCAGGGAGAUAUGUUGGAGAAAGAGGUCCAGAUGCACAAGAUGACAAAUCAAUGUGAAAUGCUGUGUGGACAAGCUGUUGCAAUAAUUUGCAUCCAGUAAGACAGGAACUCACAGAAGCAUAUUGUGGAGACCUAUUGCUGCACCACUAAAGUUAAGCAUUAAAAUGCUCGGUGUGCUGAAGUCUGGAUCUUAUGAUUACCUUACAAGCCCUAGCCAGUGUAUUGUGUCAUAUAUUGGGCAAGACACUUUGCUUUCCUUACUGCCAACAGCCCCUCUUUACUAUGAGGUAUAAAUUGGGUUGAAGAGGGAAGUAGUAGCAAUAAUCUGAAGAGAUCCAUCUAAUCUAUUGUGACCAUAAGAGUCAGUCCUACAUGAAGAAUUAUCUUAAGCUUGCUUAAAAUGGCAGAUCAGUCAUAGCAAUAGGCUUCUCAUGGCUAAUAUAGACUAUGUGUUACAAUUAUUCCCUUUAUUACACCCAUUUUGAAAUCACUGGUGGUCCCUGUAAUGGGACCACCACAUGUAUGAUUUCAGCCCAAAUUGCACUCCUCUCAUUUCAAUUACCAUUAUUAAUUGGCUGUUGUUUUUAUUGUCAUUUGUAGCUUUCUUUCAUUUUUAUACAGUCAUAUAUAAGAAACUACAGGUAUCUACCAUGUGAAGUAAGAUGUAAUGAUUGAUACUUUUAUUUUAUACUUUAAACAUGGUAACCAUGAAUAUGUAGAUAAUGGAACUGGAAAGAGACAAACUUGCUACCAGUGAUGAGAAAGCCGAAGUUGCAACAGAGGUAAGUGUAAUUAGAUUUUUUUGACAAUAAUAUACAUGUACAUGUAAAUAUAGAAUAUUUUGAAAAUUUUCAUAGGACUGUCAUUACUCUUAAGAGUCUUAAAGAGGACUUGUAGAAUUAAUUUAGACUGUCUGAAAAUAUUUUUUCCAGCGGGAGAGACUUAAGUGUUGCAUGCAUAUGGACUGUAUGUUACAUUAAAAUGUUUGUAAUGUUUUCAAAAUAAUUUUUUUAUGUUGUGUCCUUGCAUUUAAUGAGCUUGGAUUAGAAGAAUUUCACUCUCUUCUAUCCUGUCCAUCCUUUUCUUACUAGGCAUCAGUCCAGCCAAAUUUAAAAUUUUUGAUAAAAAGGUUAAUUUUCAAAAGAAACAGUGGUGCUGCAUUGGCAUGGGGUGUUAUACAAUAACUUGGUUUGAUAAUGUAAAUUGGCCACUCUAUAGAGUAGUACUCUUUAAUGUAGCCAAUUUACAUUUAUUCAUCAACUCUGUUUACUUGAUAAAACCAAAUUACCUCGAACAUUUCAACAUUGCUCUUCCAAAAUUACAGUUUGAAUUUUUUUCUUCUUUUAGCGAGAUCAUUUUAAGGACAAGUCAGAGAGGCUCAAUACACAACUGAACUUUAUCCUUGGUGCUGAUGACAGACGACUGGUUGACAUUGACUCAGUUCUCAUGGAAAACAGGUCAGUUCAAGGUGAUUUAGGGCCACACAAUGUACAAGUACCUCUACCUGUAUGUUUUUGCAAUCAGUCUUCCCCUCACUUUUAAAAUAGGGAUUUUGUUAAGCCCUUUUUUUUCCUAUAGUAAUGAUAUUAUGAAUCAUUGAACAUUAUAUUUUUACUCAUGAUGUACAUGAACUUUCACAACUAAUAGAAAUACAAUGUUUUGUGUCAAAAUUUGGAAGGUAUUUAAAGGAACAAAUAAAGCAGCUGAAGGAAGAGAAAAACAUGGCUGUGUCUGCUUUGAACAGAUACAAGGUGAGAGUUGUGAACAACAGCUUAAUUGAUAGUUGGAAUAUUCAUUGUUAGAAAUUAUUAAACAAGGUUAAGAUGCAUGAUAUGUUUUUGUUAAAAAUGACAUGGUAUAAUUUAUUUCUAUUUACUCAUACUUGUAUAGUCUAGUUAUUUAAAUAUUUUAGAAAAUGCAGUGUACAAUUAUAUGCAUAAAAUAAUUCAAGUUUACCAUAUUUUUCCCUCUCUCAGAACACUUUUGAAAAGCGAAAGAACAAGAUAAUGCAGGCCCAGAUCCAAGGGUCCUACACAAACACAGCCAAACAUGGUAAAAAGAAAACAGCAGAAAUUAUAUAAUUAUUAUACUUUUGUGUGUUGAUUAACGUUCAGCUUAAUAAUAUGAACCUCAGCUAUGCUGGCAAUAUUGUUGAGGGGAGAGGGGACAUUAAUCUCCGUAUUCACAGUCUUCAAAUGUACACAAACAGUACAUGACUGUGAAAAAGGAUGUAGACUUUUGGAUGUGUUUUUAAGAUGUGUAUGAGGACCUUUUGACAUGGAUUAUACCUUCAAAAUGACUAUUGUCAGGUCAGUUCUGGGGUCAAGUGAUGUACAUAUACAUAUACGUAUUGGUAAAUUCUUUGAGGAGUGAAAUAAAGUUUGCAUUGAUGAAUUGAUCAAGAGUCAUUCUUUUUUACGCAAAUACAAGAGAUUAUUAUUGGACUGACGAUCUUUUUUUCUUUUUCGUAGCUGUGCCUUCACUCCUCUCUGAUCUUGUGGGACAUCUCAGCUCUAGUACAUCAGUAUCCACAGUAGCAGACUUGCAGUUUUUGGCCAACUCUUUAUCUGAGACACUUUCUGAAAAGGAUACUGCCUUGCAACACCUCAGAAGUGCUAACAAGUGAGAUUAUGGUAGUUAAUCUUUAGUAGGCGAACCAUCUCUAAUUUUGAUGGCGAUCCAGAAGUUAUUUCCAGAGAAAUUGAACAUAAUGCAAAUCAUACUUCAAAUUUGUAGCUUUUGAACACCCUCAGGCGAGAAACAUUUUCAGAGGAGUUUGAACGAAUGUCUAAGCUCUGUGCGAUUUGCGUGGUUGAAUGAAUUGUUGCUAAAACAUUCUGCUAACGUAACGUUUCCCUGGGUUUGCCAGGGUGGUAGAGUACUAGUUAUGACGCUUAUCCAACUGUAUGCUAGGACUCUAACUAUUAUCCAUAUCAUGUGUAGGAUUUUAGGCCACAGAGUCGCAGAACUUGAAAAGAAACUCAAGACGCUGGAGGUGUCAGGACUGUGGUCGUUACAAGGUUUGUCUCAGAAAGUGAACCAUGUAAUUGAGUUGUGUUUGUGGGCAAGACAUACAAGGUACCUCUCAUCACCAGGAAUUAUAAAUGAUUACCCGUGAGCUGUUGGGGAAACCUGACGAAAUGGGCUUAAUUACAAUGAAAGAGCAUCACAUCCAGUAGGGGUGGUAGGUCUGUUCAUCUUUUGAUCAUGUAUAGCCAUUAUGACAACUAUGCAAGUCACCUUGAUAUACAGACUUCCCUUUUACCUUCCUAGACACUGUUUUCUCUGAAUUUUUUUGCUUUUUUUAUUUCGUUUGGUUCCUUUCCAAUGGAGUUCGUCCCGUUGACUUAUGACAGAUUUCUUUUCCCCAGGUCACCGAGGAUAUGGCUCAACAGAAGCAGAUAAGCUCAGCUGUAAUAGAAUUCAGUCGCUAAUCCCUGACGAAGAACGUCGUUCAAAUGGUCACAACAAUCAACAUGAUGAGCUGGAGGACGCCGGGAAGGUGAGCGAGCCGGACUCCCCUUCAUCCCCAAGUUGGGAUCCCCGGCCACGGAGUCCAAUUCUGGAUUUACGCCCUUUUCAAAGUGACGUCGAAGAGGGGAUGCUAGUUAAUGUGGCAGGGAGUCCUGGUGACGGGCUGGAAGGAAUAGACUAUUUAGAGUUUGUCGAGGAAGAAGACGAUGAUGGUGAUGAGGAAGUAGAAGAUUUUCAACCUGAGGAACUCUCUUGCGAGGAACUGCCAGAAUCUGAACAACAUGAAGAUAAAGGUUGUAGAGAAGAUGAGCUGAGGGACAGUGAAAGUUCCAAUAACAUGCUUGGCGAGCCGCGCUGCAUUAAUAAUAUGGAAAUAUCCCACGAAGGGGAUGAUUCCGUGAGAUCGCUUUCCCAAGAAUCGAACAAUCACAGAAGUCAAAGACAGAACGAGGACAGCGAUCCGGAUCAGAAAUCUGUAUCAGAUGCUGAGCUGGCUAACUUAUUGAAAACACUCAGUUCUGAUGAGGGGUAGUUACAGCCUCAGACAUAGAUGUUCAAAUGACGUUACUUAGACUCUUAGCCACGUAAAGGUUACGUCAGUAUGCGUACAUAGCAUCAAUCAUAUUUAAAUGUUGCUGCUUAUGAUGAAAUCAUGCAGCAGGAAAUUUUCUCCAAAGAGUUCCAAUGAGACGAAAAUUACCAUAUCUUUUAUUUAUGUUCAAACUAAUAUUUGGGACACCUUGGUGUUGUUAGAAAGGCUCCUCCUUCCCUUGUCGCGUCAUACUUACAUGAUACCUCUUUUAUCAGCUUAAUAUAUUAAACUUACUUUCGGGAACAUGCUUUCUGGUAACUAAUUCACCUACAAUGGUUCUUUUCAAUUGCAACUGGAUCAGCGCUGUAAGAAGUCUGCUCGGCAGCUGCCGAGUGGUAUCGUCACGCAACGCAC
Molecule: messenger RNA, 8854 nt
Organism: Pocillopora meandrina
Lineage: Eukaryota; Metazoa; Cnidaria; Anthozoa; Scleractinia; Pocilloporidae
Source: the annotation of a GenBank genome assembly